Motacilla alba alba is the source of this 3198-nucleotide messenger RNA. RefSeq names its product calcium regulated heat stable protein 1 (gene CARHSP1). Lineage: Eukaryota; Metazoa; Chordata; Aves; Passeriformes; Motacillidae. The coding region runs from base 182 to 676 and encodes 164 amino acids. Gene Ontology annotation, molecular function: mRNA 3'-UTR binding. The record is from RefSeq and is a predicted model, not a curated record. Gene Ontology annotation, biological process: regulation of mRNA stability. The transcript is spliced from 4 exons. Gene Ontology annotation, cellular component: cytoplasm.
GGCAGCUCUGGACCUCCUCCUGCCCUCCUCCCAGCUGUGAGGUGCUCCUUGUUGGCCCAGCCCAGCAGCACAGGCUUUAGGGAAGAUUCCCAGCCCUGCCUGCAUCCUGGGAAAGAGCUGCCCUGCUGCUGGCCCCCCACACCAGGGACAGAAGGCGCAAGGCUCUCCUCAGGCCUCAGGAAUGUCUUCUGAGCCCACCUCAUCCUCCUCGCAGCAGUCCCCCGGCUCUCCCCCGUCGCUGCACCUGCCCGAGAGCCGGCGGCCGCGGGAGCGCUCCCCGUCGCCGCUGCGGGGGUACCUGAUCCCCAGCCCGCUGCCCACCCGCCGCACCAGGACCUUCUCGGCCACGGUGAGAGCCUCGGAGGGGCCCAUCUACAAGGGGGUCUGCAAGUGCUUCUGCCGCUCCAAAGGCCACGGCUUCAUCACCCCUGCGGACGGAGGGCCCGACAUCUUCGUGCACAUCUCAGAGUUUCUUGAGGCAAGUGUCGAGGUGUUAAAUGAACUUCAAGAAGCCCAGGAGGUAGCAGAGCCCAUGGAAGUGCUCUGUGGUGCCAUCCAUGGCAGGCUUGGUGACCAGCAAGGCUCGGAAGUCACCGAAAACUCUUGUACCAAAAUGUUUCCACGUGACUUUGGCUUUUUCCCAAGAGGUUUAACUAAAGCUCUGGAAUAUGAAUAGCAGCUGUGAGAAGGAAGAACUAGAACAUUCCUUAUUUAGGUAAUUUCCUAAUAACCUCCCUGUUCCCUAAAAAUAGUGCAGGAUAAAAUGCUCCACCAGAGCAGACUGGCACUGAGCUGGGAAAUGGGAGGUGCUGGAUAAUCUAAAACUCACUCUAUUGUGUCUCUCUCUGACUCUAACAUCAGGGAAGCAUUUCCUAUUUUUAGCUUGAAGUUGUUGAAGUGUCUUAAGAUUCCUGGCUAUGUAGAUAUUCAUUAUUUUGAAUUGAAAGUGCACUCCAAUACCUCAAACAGCAGUGGAAACUUCCACAUUCCUCUAGAUCAACAUUUAAUAUAUAUGGAGGGUGAAAGUAAAAAACACAGAUCUAAAAUUAUUUAAUCAAUAUGUAACAUCAAAAAGGUCCAUGUUUAUCUUCCUUUACCAAAUUUUUCAGGUAACUUACAUUGUUAACAGAAUGCCUGUUGCAGGCUGAGUCUGUUCCAAGAGCUCUGUUUACUCUUUCUGAUCUUUUCCAGUUCAUUUCCUGCCCAGUGCUUGAGGCUUGCUCCCUGCUGGAGGAUCUUCCCCCAGCUCUGUGUAGGGCUCUGCCUCCACUGCCACCAUGUCACCCCCUCUCGAGUGCCAUCACAUUGUCCUUUCUGCAUGCCUCCACAAGCGCUGCACAAUCCGGAUGUUUGUUUCUCCUUCCAAGCAGCACAGGUAGUGGUAGCAGGGCUGGAGUGGGUUUGUGUGUGUCCCAGAAGCAGCUUUUGGUAGCAAACAGUGCCCAGGGGACCCUGCUCACUCUCAGCUCUGUUCAGGCUGUGCACCUUUGUCCUCUUGCUGUUCGUGUGCACCGGGGGCAAUGAGCUAAUGAGCUCAUAUUUGUUAGGCACCAAAAAUAACUGGGGAUCACAAACCUGCAGAAGGCAAAAGAAUAUCUGAUCUGUGGGAGGAAAGUUUAAAGGCCAAAAGCAGAGAAUGAAAUUGGAGAUGUUUGUGUGGCCACCACAAUCUUUGCACACAGCUGUGCAAAGGACAGGCCUGGCCUUGGUGGGGUAGGGUCACCUCAACAAGUGAGGAAAGACAGCAAAGUAGGGAUCAGAUGAAGGUGUCCUGGGGUUGAAUGAGGUUUCAUCACAAGCUCCAGUCACCUGUAGUGUCAGCUUGGAUGAGCAGUGAAACCAAGAAAGGAUCUGAUGCUGUCAGCAUAAUGCUCAGCCCUGCAAGAAAUGCUCUCUAGCAGAGAAAAGUGCACCUGUCUGGUCUGGGUAAUGCUUAGGGCUCUGCAGAUUCUUCUGGGCUUAAUCUGAUUCCUUCACUAGAAGGAACACGAGCACUUAACCUCAUGAUUCAGCAUAAGGAAUGUGGGUCAGCAAAUAUUUUGUUGUUAUUUUUUUUUUCUUUUCCUUUGGCAGACCAGGGUCUAACACAGGCAGAGCCCCAAACAGUCACCUGCCCAGGCCUGAGGCACGUGGUGGCUUUCAGUGACAGCUGAGUGUGUCCUGCAGUCUGGGCCUUUGCUUCUCUUCUCCCUGGCUGCAGCAUGGGUGUGUUAGCCAUGUUCUGUGUGUGUGUACUGAUUCACUUGCUCUUAUUUCUUGAAAAAGCAGAAUCACUUUGUUACCAGUGUACCUGCAACACAUCUUACCAGAACCUGUCCAGGCACGUAUUCAUAUUUCCAUUUAAAUAAAACAUACCCUAACAAAACACCCAUCCUUUUUAAUGUUCAAGCUGUACUUCUUCCUCACUUAAUUUUGAAUAUUCAAGUGAUACCUUAUUUACCUCCAUUUUUCAGGACCUUAAGGCUUUUUUGUAUUGGUGCUUUAGGAGACUGUGAAUCCACUUUCCUUUUGCAUUAACCAUAUUUACCUACUUUUGCAGAUUUCAAACGUUUAUUUUACUAACCAUGGCUUAUCCUGUUUUACAGGAGGUUUUAAAAAGCAUGUAAGGUUCCUGUUUGUUAAAAAAAAAAAAAAAAAAAAAAAAAAGAUGUUUCAGCCAAACCUGAGAUCCCUUCCUGGGCAGGGCAUCCGUUUGGGUGGGUGGCUGUGCAGUGGUGACGAGUUCCUGCUCCCUGCAGGGCCAGGGGCUCUGCAGUGGGUGGCUGGAGCACCAAGGGGAGAUGCUGCUUCACUUUUAGUGGUUUUAGCUCUAUAGCAAGAUUUUUUUUUUUUUUUUUUUUUUUUUUUGCAACAAAGGAUCAAGGAUCCUUUGAUCCUUCUUGAGAUUCAAUAGGUUUAAGUAGGAAAGGUGAUGUCAAUUUUUUUUUAUAUACCAUUUUUAUUUUCACUUCUGGUUUGACUCUUUCAACCCUUUCCUGUGUCUCUUGUUGGGGCUUUUAUGUCCCCUCAUCAGGUUCCACUACAGCCUCACUACAAAACUGCUGUUUCAAGGUCAGGGUGAACUUCUGGGUCUUUGGUGGCAAAUUCCUUUGGCACUAGAAAAGGUAAAUCAGUUUCUGCUCCUGGAAGGACAGUAGGGGUUGGGUGUGCAAUCCCUUCAUACCUGAAAGGAUCUUAAACAUGUUGGAAAUGGGGCAU